CGACUUCCAGCCGACGCCAGCGCACUUCAUUUGCGUCAUCGAAGAGCGCGCCCUGUCGCCUAAUCGUAACCGUCACCUGGUGAAAACGCGGCGUGUAUCAGCUGUCCGUCCUGUCCCGCCCCCUACCGGUGACCGGGCCCCGCCGCUACGCCCGGCCUGUGCCUGCUGCCGUCCUCUUCUAGUCUCGUGGAGCUGCACGUUCUGCUUCGCGUGUCUCUUCCCUGCAGGUGCCGUGCAGUGGUGACCCGGGGGUUACCCGAGGCGGGUGAUGUCGGAGGGUGUGGAGGAGCUGCAGCCAGCCGGCGCCCCGUUUGCCCGGGAGGAAGAGCCGUCGGGGCUGGGCUGGGGCUGCUGCUUGACGCUACUGCUGAACGCGGGGCUAUUAGGGCUGCUGGCUUACGGGGCCUGGCGGGUGUAUAGGCGCUGGCGGGUCGCCGGGAACCGGGCUGCCGCCCCUGUACCCCGCAUGAAGCGCAGGGACUUCAGCCUGCAGCAGCUGCGGGACUAUGACGGUACCAAGGACCCCCACAUCCUGCUGGCUGUCAACGGGAAGGUGUUUGACGUGACGGAGGGCAGCAAGUUCUACGGAGCAGAUGGACCAUAUGGAAUAUUUGCUGGCAGAGAUGCUUCCAGAGGACUUGCCACAUUUCGCAUCGAUAGAGAUGUACUUAGAGAUGAUUAUGAUGACCUGUCCGAUCUAAAUGCUGUGCAAAUGGAAAGUGUUCGAGAGUGGGAGAUGCAGUUUAAUGAAAACUACGAGUACGUUGGCCGCUUACUGAAACCAGGAGAAGAGCCAUCUGAAUACACGGAUGAGGAAGAUGCACGGGAUCAUUCAAAACAGGAAUGAACUUUGUUAGUAACCAAAGUCAGGGGCCUUUCAGAAACUGCAACCUGUUAUUUCCCAACAACAAACAUGGACCUUUUGGGUGGGACAUGUGCUCAACACUAUUGUCCAGAUUUUGUACAAAGAAAUAAGAGUAAUGCAUAAUAUUUCAAGAGGUUUUUUAAUAGGCAUCGUGAUCCUCACUGCCAACCGUUUUGCUCCCCAAAGCUACCUUCCCCAUCCAGGAGUUGCUGAAUCAGUAUAAUGAACCAUAGUCCAGGAAUACAGUUUUGUGGAAAAACGUGUGUAUAGCUAUACCUGUGUUUUGUCAGUAAUUUUGGACAUGUAUUUGAAAACUGUCAGUAGCUCCUUUUAAUUCCUUGUUGGCCGAUAACUCUAGCCGGGUAUGGUCCAUGUGGGCAGAGUUUUACAAACACAACAGCGGAACCAGGAUACCACACAGUUUGUGCGCUCUUCCAAGCGAAGUAGAAUUGCUGAAGUCCCCUGUUCUUUUUCCUUUCUCGACAUUUGUCAGACUGCACUACUGAACCCAAUGUUCUUGUUGUUUUGUAAGUACUUAUUCACUAGCAAAGUCAGGUUGCCAUCUCAUUUUUCUGAAAGAACUGCAGGUGAAAGUUACAUUUUUUUUAUUUUUUUUUAUUUGUUUUCAAUUUUUUUGUGGGAAGGGGUUAAAAAAAAAAAAAAAAAAUUCCACUGAUGAAAUGUUCAACACUUCAAUUACAGCAGCUGUUGGCCUGGUUAGAUGUAGGGGGUGAGGGAGUAUAAAUCCACUUGUAUUAAAGGCAGCCUUUCCAGCAAAUGGUAGGAUAAUGUUUAAUCUGCACUCCUCAUGAAAUCAAUUGGAACGACUUUGCUGCUGCAGAGGGCUCGUACCCAUUGAUGAAAUGCAGCAGUCUCCUGCAGCAGCACAGCUGUUCUCUAUGUGCCUUACUUCUUCUUAAGACUUGAAUUGCUUUAAGGGAAUAGGAAAACCCAUUAUGUAUUAGUUCAAGGUCACUGCAAGCAGCUUUGGUACUGAAGUUGAUGUUGUAUAUUGACUGGAAAGCCUUCAUGUCAUUCUGUGUAAAUAGAAUGGGGGGAAAAAAGGAAAUCUGCAGUAUUACUGCCAUAUAUAUAUGUUAGCAUACAUAAAGGUAGCCUUGUAGUGGGCAGAAGCACCCCCUCAUACCGCAGCACUGCUUUAUGUUACUCAGAAGAGAAGUUCAGUCUACAUGUUUAUGUGGAGUAGUCUGUAUGCCUGGCAGAGUGUGUGGAUAUGUGAGAGAUGUGAGCUGUGUUUUCUGAGGAAACUGUAAAUAUGGGUACCAUUUUAAUAAAGCAUGUACAUUAAACCAAA
Molecule: messenger RNA, 2180 nt
Organism: Pseudophryne corroboree (corroboree frog)
Lineage: Eukaryota; Metazoa; Chordata; Amphibia; Anura; Myobatrachidae
Gene: PGRMC2
Product: progesterone receptor membrane component 2
Exons: 3
Coding region: 269-847 (192 amino acids)
Cellular component (GO): membrane; endomembrane system; endoplasmic reticulum
Source: RefSeq, a predicted model, not a curated record